AUGGAGAACCCCCAAUCCCUGAGAGCGGCGUGUGCGAAUCCAGACGCCCUCUUUGCACUUUCUGAAGAUCAACUUCUCCAUCUCGUCUACAGAGAGUUCCCCGACGAGAUAGAUCGCCUCCGUCGAGCAUACUCUAUUCGUGACAGCCAAUGGUCCCCUCCAAGCACCCCGUCUCCUUCUUACGUCCUGUACCAGAACAACCACGACGAAGUCAAUCGCUCAUUGGUAGGCUUUCUUGCCCUCCGUUGGAUCCAUGAGGGGGAAUAUGAGACAUUCAUUCAGUCGCAACCUCUGGAUUUGCAGCUGACCAGAAAAUCAUUCGAUUGGGUGAGACGAUACUAUUUUCAGAUCGUCCAGGACUCCGACACUCUCUACGCCCUGAUUACGUCGAUCGUUAUUAAUGACCUGGGAAAGGAUCCCCAGUUAGCAUUGGACUACCAGAAUUUGACCGGAAAGGAUAUCUCAACUCUGAACCACGAUGCAAUUCUCCUCAAGGCUUGCGAGCCUGGCUUGGUCCCUUCACUGGAUAGGCUGUCUAUUCAGGAUAGAGAUGAUAUGCUCCUCGCGAUAGAGCUCGGAGCCUACCUUAACUUCGGACAAUUAGGACAGGCAGAGAAUGCACCGGUCGCUUUAUCAAAUUUACAACGGAUGAAAGGUCGAUUUCGGAGCUUUCAACUACGCUUCAUGGAGCAAUUGCUGGACAUUGCAGGUGCUGCGGGUCAUAUGGACUGGACCUGUGCAAAGAAACUCAAUCAGCCAAUUUUUGAGUCCUAUCAAAAUGUCUACUAUGCAUGUGAGGGUGUCAUGGCCGGAACUCUCGACGCUCGCGGUGGAUAUGACUUCGUUCUCAAAAAGCGUGCCGAAUUCAUCCACGCCAAGGGCUUCCGACUGCUUAAAAUAGAAGAAGAUCCAUAUCAGCGUGCUUUGAUGCGAUUGUUGUGCAUGGGUAACGUCAUUACCCUCGAAACUGCAGAGAUGUACGAAACGGCCUUGAACUCUCUCGAGGACAAAGCAAAAGAAGCCCUCAUUCAUGCCCUCAAUGUUGAUGGCUCGAUUGGUUCGCCUGCUAUUCAGCCAACAUAUACACCUGCAAUCCUUGGUUUUAUUAAGGAGAAGAGGUCCUUGAUCUCUGCAUUCCAAUACCUGUCCCGCGUUAUGAGCGCCAGCCCCAAAUCCCCUGUUGACCCUUCGGCGGUGCUCAUUGAGCGAAGUGUGUUGGGCGUCCUCAAGCAGCAUGUUGAGAGUAGCGAAUUUAGAGAUGAUCCUACAAUUUUAGAGAGAAUUGACGUGCCUAACGAUGUCAUUGAUCUAGUCUAG
Molecule: messenger RNA, 1317 nt
Organism: Penicillium macrosclerotiorum
Lineage: Eukaryota; Fungi; Ascomycota; Eurotiomycetes; Eurotiales; Aspergillaceae
Exons: 1
Coding region: 1-1317 (438 amino acids)
Source: RefSeq, a predicted model, not a curated record